Leguminivora glycinivorella is the source of this 2946-nucleotide messenger RNA. RefSeq names its product exocyst complex component 6 (gene Sec15). Lineage: Eukaryota; Metazoa; Arthropoda; Insecta; Lepidoptera; Tortricidae. Gene Ontology annotation, biological process: intracellular protein transport; Golgi to plasma membrane transport; exocytosis. Gene Ontology annotation, cellular component: exocyst; membrane. The record is from RefSeq and is a predicted model, not a curated record.
AACAUUUUUUCAGUGAUUUCGUUGUUACGUUUCUUGUUUUUUGUGUGAUAAAUAUGAGAAAAUCCCGUUUAUAUACAGAAUAACAAAUCUUUCUUGAAAUGUUAUCGGAAAUGAACUGCAGUUCUUUAUAUUAACAUCAGUUUUAAUAACAAACACCGGUCCAAAAUGACGAGUGCUACUAUUCAGGAGAUCGAAGGCAUAGACGACUAUUGGGGUCCGGCGUUCCGGUCGGUGUAUGAAGGUGACGGUCACGAAGCGUUCGUACAGCAACUAGAUGAGCGCAUCAAACAGCAUGACAAAGAGAUCGAGAAACUGUGCAACUUCCACUACCAGGGCUUCAUUGACUCCAUCCGUGAGUUGCUCCAAGUCCGGUCACAUGCAGAGGAGCUCCAUGGAGAGAUAUCUAAUGUGGAUGCCAAUGUUAAGGAGACUACUGAAGGCCUCUGUUCUCGGGCCGAGGAGUUGAUCAGGGCUCGGCGAGUAGAGCUGAACAUUGCAGCCACUAUUGAGAAGAUGGAACUCUGCCUCCCGCUGCUUACAACUUACUCCAAAUUGAAGACACAGGUUGAAGCAAAGAGAUACUACCCAGCCCUGAAAACACUGGAGCAACUAGAGCACGUCCUCCUCCCGCGCGUGGGACCGUACAAGUGGUGUGGUCAGAUCGCGUCCGACAUCCCGCGGCUCCGGCAAGCCAUACGGGACGCCUCCAUGGCUGACCUGAGAGGCUUCCUGGAGAAUAUACGACGGCUCAGUCCACAGGUAGGUGCAAUGGCGUUGAAGCAAACUCAAGACAUGCUGGGAAGAAGCUUGGCCACUAUUGUAAAAACUAAGAAAGACAUGGCCCUCCUGGGAAUCGCCCGAGAGAACCUGGGAGCGCAGUGUCCGCAUGAACUGGUGGACUUCAGUCCGCUGCACCGCUGUCUGCACAUCCACGGAGUAUUGGGAGCCAAGAACGACUUCAUACAGUAUUACAGAGCGCAGCGGAAGCAGCAGGCGCGUUUGGUGCUGAUCCCUUCGGGCAACCUGCACGACAACAUACAAAGCGUCAAGAACUACCUCAACGCAGUACUGGGCUUCUUCAUAUUGGAAGAGCAUCUACUGAGCACUGGGGCUGGGCUGGUUUCCAAGGACUGGCUACUAGACACAUGGAGUAUGUGUGAUCCGACGCUCAUGUUGAGCAUCAAGCAUCAGAUAGUGCUGUUCAUCAAUACACUCAAAUGCUACGGACUGCCCGCGGAUCCGUUACCGCUUCUGCUCCAAGAAAUGGCAGAACACUACACAGAGGUGCUGAUGCAGAGAUGGGUGGUCGUGUUUAGAGACAUUCUGGACAACGCCACUUUCCUGCCGAUUGAGGUGGCCAAUCAAGAGCAAUACGACGGUGUAAUGGACACAUUUCCCUACGAUGGAGAAGAAUUGGAAGCUCAAGGUUUCCCCAGAAAGUUCCCGUUCUCGUCCAUAGUCCCCGGCGUGUACGUGCAGGUGAAGGAGUUCAUCUACGCGUGGCUCAAGUACUCGGCCGGGCUCGGGCUGGCCGCCGCGCGCCGCGCCGCCGCCGCCAGGCACUCCGCCUCGCUGUUGCUCAGCCGCUCCUUCACCGGCUGCCUGUCGGCGCUGUUCCGCCACCCACUGCCGCUGAUGCAACUUGUCCAGAUAAUCGUGGACACCCACUACCUGGAGGACGCGACCAUAUGCCUCUACGAGUUUAUUAGCAACAUCACCGGUUCAGAGCUGGUCACCACACAAGCUGCAGGCAGCAUGUUCCAAGCGGCCCGCGACGACGCAGAGAAGCAAAUCUGCGACAACCUCGAGAAGAAAGUCGACGAGUUUCUCGACCUCGAGAACUACGACUGGUUACUGGUCGAACCGACCGGACAGGCCUCUGCUUUUGUGACGGAUAUGCUGAGUUAUCUGUCCGGGGUGCUGACUUCUUUGGAACAACUACCCGAGCGGGCUAGAGUAGCAGCGGUGCGCGCAGCGACCAACCGCAUCGCGACCCGCCUUCGGAACCUACUCCUCGAUCCCGCCGUCAAACAAAUCUCUUCCGGAGCGCUGUAUCAACUGGACUUAGAUGUUAUACAGUGCGAGCAGUUCGCGGCCGGCGAGCCUGUGCCCGGCCUUAGGGAGGGGGAGCUGCUUGAGCAGUUUACUAGCUUACGACAACUCCUCGACCUAAUAACCGGGUGGGACUGGUCGUCGUACCUCCACGACAUCAACAUGGAGAGCAAUAAGUACAACCUUGUGAGCCCGCGCGACGCGGCCGCGCUGCUCGAGAAACUCAAGGAGGCCGAGGCCAAGUCCUCCGUGUUCGCCGUGCUGAAGAAGAACGAGCGCGACCGCAGGAAGCUCCUCGACACCGUGCUCAAGCAGCUGCGCCAGCUGCAGAGCGACGGCUAGCUUAGUGCAGUGCGGGACUAGUGGUGAAGGAGCCGAGUCCUCCGUGUUAAAUGUAAGCUCUAGUGCCUUUGUGUUAACUUACGGUUAGAUAGAAUCUAAAAACAGGCAGUAGGAUGGAAUGUAAUUGUUAUAACACUAAUCACAUGCAAUGUAAUGAUUAAUAGCCCGGUCCACAUGACUGGGCCGAGCAACCUGCCUCGAAACUUGCGCACUGCUUCGGCUGAGGCACGUCAUAGCAAGUUUGCCGCGCGACAUGCCUCACUCUGAGUGCACCCGGCUAAUGACAGAUACUUGACUUGAUCCUUGCACAUCUGCCAUCAUUGAAUUUAAUUUGAGGCAUAUCCUAUGCGCCAGUCUUGUGAAAAAAAAUGUUAAUUUAAAGGACUUCUAAACUGGUCAUAUUUAUAUUCACUGCAAUUUGUGGACGGCAACUGUUGAUGUCGCUCUUACUCACAUACACAUAGUAGAGAAAUACACCAUAGUUGCCAGCCACAUAUUUAUUCAACUAUAACCAGGGGCGACUCACUCCGCGAUUCUAUCGCCGCGCUACAA